AUGGCAGAGCGGCUAACACGGAGCAGGGCGCAAGUGGGCGCGUCCCCCACGGUUAUCGACCCUACAGCUGAGCUGCUACGCCUAUUUAGUGAGGCGAGACAGGAUGCUAUCGCCGUUCUCCAAGGCAGCGAUAAUGGACGCCGCAAGCUGUCCGAAGCAUGUGCCAAAGUGCGUCAGGCCUCCACCCAGCUUCUUGAGAUGGUCCGAGACGAUUUGGAGUACUUGGAGGACCCUAUGGGAGAAGGCGGCGGGCUUGCAAAGCCUACGACUGCUCGCCUACCCCAAGCACAGGCAGGACGAGCGGUGCUGUUCCUCGUGGACGCUUGCCACCUGACCAUGCGGGCUGUCCUGCACCACUGCGACCUCAUGAAGCAGGCGGGCCUCAGCCCGGGUCCGGGUUCCGGAGCCGACCUCCUAGCCAUCACAGGGUUUGCAAGUCACAACGACCAACACUUCCCUGCAACGGUAUGGUGCACGAUAUUUACGGAUAUGUGUGCACAGUAUGUAUGUCCGCAGGACGCCGUUGUCAACGUUAAUGGCGGCGGCAGUGGCAGCAGCCCUGACGCAGCAGCCGCGGCCUCCGCCUCCGCCGCCAUCGCAGCUGCACAACUGUGGCGCGCCGCUGUCAACGCUGCAGUGGCUCUUCAAGACGCCUCCCGCCUGCUCUCGGUACCCAGGUUCUACUCGGCCUUCACCAUCAGCGACCCCACCUGCGGCGCCCUGCUCUCCGUCGGGGAGCUGGCUGCGGAUAUCAUGCGCCGCGGCGCCGCCGCGUCAACGGCGGCGACGGCUGCCGUACGCGCACAGCAGCUCUCAUUGACGCAGCAGAAACAACAGCUGGAGAGAAAGGAAGAAGAAGAAGAAGAGAAUAGCGGUCGUGGGUCGCGCGGCGGCGCCAAGGCGGCUGCUGCGGCGGCACUUACGGCGGCUGCUGCGGCGGCUGCCCCCGACGCGAGCUGUUUGUUGGCGGCGCACGGAUCUUCUUUGCUGCUGGUGGCUUGCGAGCACCAGCCUGAGAGCUUACUGGUCAUCGCCGCGGCGACACUGGAGCUAGCGGCGGCGAGGAUCAUGGAAACGGGCUACUGCGGCGGCGGAGGCGGCGGAGGCGGCGGCGGAGACGCGGCCAUAGCGGCCGCGGCGGCUGACAACAAGGGAACUGCCGCAGCUACCGCCGCCUCUUCGGGCUCCUCCUUUAUGUUCUCGUAUCACUUCCGGCAAAUGCAGCUCGUGGCGAUGCGGUUCUCGGAGCUCCUGGCGGACGACGGCGGCUUCAAAGCUAUGGCCAAGCGGGCGCUGCUGCCGGCGCUGGCGGAGGCUCUCCUGGCGGAGCCGUACCGCUUCGUGUCGUGCGGCGCUGGCCUGGCGGCGUUUGGUGCGUGCUUUCUAGAGGAGCGUUUCAUUUGCGCGGGUGAGGGCGCCGAGCGCGAGGAGCUCUACGUGGGCGGCCGCGGUCGCGGUUACAAACGCCGCAAGAUCCUCAACCCAGAUGCCCACGGCGUCGAUACGGAGCAAGUCGGGGCGGUGCUGAACGCCAUGGCGGCGGCGCUCGAGUGUGCCGUACUGCUAUGCAAGGUCCUAUCGAAUGCCUCCGUGGACCCGCCACCGCCGCCGGAGGGGGAGACGGAGGGGGAGCGGCAGGAGGGAGGACAUCCGCAGCUUGGUGGUGGUGGUGUGGGCAAGUCACAGCGAUUGCCGCCGGGUGGUGGUGGUGGUGAUGAUGAGGGGAAGGAGGAGGAGGAGAACGACCGUAUGUUUGGGGGAAAGGCAUCAUCGACCGCUGUCGACGCCAUGGUAAGCGGAGGUAACGGCGGCGGUGGCAGCGGCGGCGGUGCUGCACAAGCGAUGGCGGCGGUCGCGCUCAAGAGAGAGCAAGGUAGCGAGCUGAUGGCGCCGCCGCCGUCAGCUCUUCCUGACGCAGCCCUCGGCGGGGCUGGUGUCGGCUCGCAGGCGGUGCCGCUGGCACAGGCUUUCCGGCAGUUGUUAGAGGCGCGGUACGGCACGACGGAGUGCACGACGUCAGCGGCGGCGCCGCUGAGGAAGGCCGAGCCUGUUGCGGCGGCUGAGGAAGGUGAUGGCGCCGGGCCGGGGAUGCCGGCUGUGAAGGCUUUGUCAGCGGCGUGCGGCCAGAUUGGCCAUAUGGCUCGCAACUUGACGACCUUGCUGUCGCUGUUGCUGCCUGUGUGCCCUGGCGGCGGAGAUGAAGUCCGGGACUCCGUUCGGCAGCUGGGAUACCCCUGUCUGAGGUGGCCCCGCAUGAAUGUACGACUGCCCGUACUGGUGGUGGAUCAGGACUGUGAGCUGCUGACGGGCCUGCUUGAAGAUCUCACCAAUAUUACCGCCGAGGUUGGCCGCCGUACGGAAGAGGAGUGCCGUCAGCGCGACGGCGACGCCAAGCGCGACGAGAAACGACGGCGGCGGCAGGAACAGGAGCAGAAGGAUGCGGAGCGGCGGCAGAAGGACAAGGACCGGCGGCAGCGGGAUCGAGACAGGGUGAAAGCGAUGAAGGAGGCGGAGCUGGCAGCAGCGGCAGGCGGCGGCGGUGAGGUUGACGGCGGCGGCGAGGCCUAUGAGUACGGCGUCGAUGGCGGCGGCGUGGGUAAGACGGCGGCAACAGAGGUGGAGGUGGCAGCAGGAGGGCAGGCGGCGCCGAAGGUACGACUUGUACUCCGUCGGGGGGGUAUCGGAGGCGGAGGCGGGGAGCCGCCAAUGCACGGAAGUCCAACAGCGGCAGCAGCCGACGUCGACGCAGCCGGCGUUGCGCCACAGCGGAAGCGCGCGCGGCCCAGCGGCGACGAGGAGUACGACGAGGAGUACGACAUGCGGGAAUAUGGGGCCCCUCAAUCCACACGGGGUGAUCCCGUGUUUGCCGCCAGGUUUGCGGCAACCGGUAGGCCGCCGCAGAUGCAGCUGGGUACGGCAGGAGGCAUGCCGUACGGUGCCAACGGUUUGGCUCUGGAGGAUUUACCCGUCAACGAGGAGGACGCAGCGGCGUUGCUCGGACUGCAGGUCCCACGUCAGAGGCGCUCGACACGGCCUGUACGGCCUCGUACACCGACGCCGCCGCCAGAUGUCUUGAGUGAGCGGGUGAGAGCCGCCGCGGCCGUCGCUGCCGCUGGUCCUGUGGCGCCGUCGCCGCCAGGUCGCCUGCCCAGUGCCAGCGGUGGGGCCCCUGCUGCCGCCGCGGCUAUCGCCAGCGGGGGACCUCCUGGCGGCGGCGGUCGACGUCAUCCCGCAUCAUCACUGCAGCUCCGUCAGGGAGCCCCGACUGCCGCCGCCGCCGCCGCCAUGUUCACAGGGCAGGGGCCCGCGAGAGCAGCUGCGGCAGCUGCUGCCGCCGCUGAUAGUGAGGCUGAGUACACGAUGGCUGCGGCCGAGAGUGAGGCAGAGUACAUGCGGGCCUAUUCGCAGCAGCACCAAUUCCAUAGGACCCAACAGCAGCAGCAGCAACAGCGACCUCGUCAGAUGCAGCUGCAGCCUGUCUGUACACAACUCGCCGUCCACACGAACGAUCACCGACAGCAGUAG
Messenger RNA from Volvox carteri f. nagariensis, 3525 nucleotides. RefSeq lists its product as uncharacterized. The transcript is spliced from 9 exons. Bases 1 to 3525 code for a protein of 1174 amino acids. NCBI's taxonomy places the organism in Eukaryota, Viridiplantae, Chlorophyta, Chlorophyceae, Chlamydomonadales, Volvocaceae. The record is from RefSeq and is a predicted model, not a curated record.